AUGCCAAGGUCUUUCCUUGUGAAAAAGAAACGUGGGCCAUGUGGAGCAUGGCAGUGGAAAGAAUCAGAACAACAUGAGUGGAAAGAAGAAAAUCCACAAGUGAGUGAAAAUAUUGAAAAACAGAUAUCCUGCAGUCCUGGCACCCAAGACCCUGCCACCAUGCCUCAGCCAGUAAUCACCUCAGGACGUGAUGCAACAAGAGGAAUUAUAGUGCCAGUACCUUUAACAGGACUGGGAGGACCAAGAGCUGAUACCAGGCCGGACUGGUCUACUGUGAUGCUCCGGGGCUCCUACCAUCCCAGUACAAUGGCACUGGUCAGCAGAGCAAAGCCACGUCCCCGUACUUCCCCUGUCUCAGGUGACUUUGUUUGCUCAGUGUGCCACAAGAUCUUCCCUCUACAACGCAUGUUGACCCGCCACUUGAAGUGCCACAGCUUGGUGAAGAGGCAUCCUUGUCGGUUCUGUGGCAAAGGAUUCAAUGAUACCUUCGACCUAAAGAGACAUAUGCGAACACACACAGGUAUCCGUCCCUACAAGUGUGAGCUGUGUGAGAAAGCUUUCACACAGCGUUGCUCUCUGGAGUCUCAUAUGAGAAAGAUUCAUGGUGUACAUCAGCAGUAUGCUUACCGCCAGAGACGCUCCAAGAUCUUUGUGUGUGAGGAUUGUGGUUAUACAUCAAGCCGGCCUGAUGAGUACUUCCUCCAUGUGAGACAAUGCCACCCUGGCAGCCCUGCUCUCCGCAGGUACUACCGUCGUCAGGCUCAUGAGAACAGCACCUUUCCAUCAGAAGAUCGUAAACUCAGUCCCUAUUUGCUGUACCCAGCCUCUGCAUACUACAUGUAG
Neolamprologus brichardi is the source of this 843-nucleotide messenger RNA. RefSeq names its product putative transcription factor ovo-like protein 3. Gene Ontology annotation, cellular component: nucleus. Lineage: Eukaryota; Metazoa; Chordata; Actinopteri; Cichliformes; Cichlidae. Gene Ontology annotation, biological process: regulation of transcription by RNA polymerase II; epidermal cell differentiation. The record is from RefSeq and is a predicted model, not a curated record. Gene Ontology annotation, molecular function: RNA polymerase II cis-regulatory region sequence-specific DNA binding; DNA-binding transcription factor activity, RNA polymerase II-specific.